Zygosaccharomyces rouxii is the source of this 2430-nucleotide messenger RNA. It is a transcript of the gene AXL2, whose product is annotated as Axl2p. The record is from RefSeq and is a predicted model, not a curated record. Gene Ontology annotation, molecular function: calcium ion binding. The transcript has a single exon. The coding region runs from base 1 to 2430 and encodes 809 amino acids. Gene Ontology annotation, cellular component: membrane. Lineage: Eukaryota; Fungi; Ascomycota; Saccharomycetes; Saccharomycetales; Saccharomycetaceae.
AUGCGGGAUCUCCAGAUACUGGUACUGCUCGUGGUUUUGAGCUUUGGGCCUCUGGUAGGCGUACGAUGCCAGCCCAUUGAAGGGUUCCCACUUGACGCGCAAUGGCCACCUGUUGCGAGGGUUGAUAAACCGUUUGAACUACAAAUAUCUAACGAUACGUUCCAGUCAACUACGACAGGCGUUCAGAUAAACUAUGAAGCCUUCGAUUUACCAAGUUGGCUAUCAUUUGAUUCUGGAGCUCGAACAUUCACAGGUACUCCACAAAAGGAUGAUUUGAAAAAUGGAUUGACUACUAACGUGCCCGUCACUUUACAAGGAACUGAUCCCAGUGAUAACGAAAAAUUGAAUAAAACUUAUAAUCUGGUGGUUACAGGUAAGACUAGUAUUGAUGUAGCAAGUAAUUUCAAUCUAUUGGCGUUAUUAAAGAAUUAUGGAUCCACCAAUGGUCAAGGUGGUUUAAUUUUAAAACCUAAUCAAGAAUUUAAUAUCACUUUCGAUAGGGAUUCUUUCACCAAUCAAGAUUAUAUUACAGAGUAUUAUGGUAUUUCAGAGCCUAACAACGUACCAUUACCAAGUUGGAUGGUAUUUGAUGCAAAUAACUUAAAAUUUAGUGGAGUAACACCGAUUGCUCAUUCACAGAUUGCACCUCAAGUUACUUAUCAGUUUGCGCUUGGUGCAACAGAUGUUAAUGGUUACUCGUCAGCAUCUAUCCCAUUCUCCAUAGUGGUUGGUGCGCAUGAGUUAACCACAUCUAUUCAAAACACUUUAAUGGUCAAUAUGACUAAGUCAGGAAACUUUGAUUAUCAACUUCCUUUGGAUUACGUGUUUCUGGAUAAUGAAACUAUUUCCAAUGAUGACUUGGGUAGCAUAGAGACUCUCAAUGCACCAAAUUGGGUUUCACUAAGCAAUGGUACUUUAAGUGGUAAAAUGCCCCUGGACGGUAGUUCACCAUCUAAAGUCAAUUUUUCCGUGGCGGUUCAUGAUACUUAUGGUGAUGCUAUCUAUUGGAAUUUCCAGGUUGCAUCUACAAAUGAAUUAUUUGCCACCAAUUCUCUACCAAAUAUUAACGCUACAAGAGGUGAAUGGUUUCAAUAUAAUUUCUUACCAUCGCAAUUUACCAAUAUCAAUGAGACUGAGGUUUCUGUUAAUUUCCCUAAUUCUUCACAAGGUCAUGAUUGGAUCAAUUUCCAAUCUUCAAAUUUGACAUUACUGGGUGAAGUUCCAGAUGAUUUCAACUCUUUGUCAGUAGCAUUGGUCGCUAAAGAAAAUUCCCAACAACAACAGUUGAGUUUCAAGCUAGUUGGAAUGGAUGACAGGAAUCGUCAUCAUAACUCUACUACAUCAUCUAGAUCACAUUCAUCUACUCGCCAUUCCAAGAGUUCAGGUUCACGUUCGGCUACUGCAACAGCGACAUCAUCGUCAUCAUCAUCGGGAACUGCUGCCCUGAUGCCUGCAAAGAAAAAUCAUUCAGGGAAAAACACAGCGGCCAUCGCUGCCGGUGUAACAGUCCCCGUUGUCGUGCUUGCAGCCGCAGCACUGUUCUUCUUUUUAUGGUGGAGACGUAGACAUAAUGACAUGGGCAAAGAUGCUGAAAAAUCUCCCGAUAUUAGUGGUCCUGAUAUCGAUAAUCCAGCAAAUAGGCCUAAUCAAAGUCUCUCCGAAAAUCCGUUUAGUGAUAAUGGUUCAGGUACGAAUCCUGAACAAUUCGGAGCUCUAGCGGCAUCAAAUUUAGACCGCAACUCCUUGUCAGGUUCUGAAGUUUCUACUUUGGACGAGAAACAAAAUACUUCCGACGCUAGUAGAAUCGUCCAACGUGAACUUACAUCACCAAGUAGUGAGAUGUUAUUACCGACUCCACUACCAGUUUCACAUUCUAAUGAAUCCAAUUUCUUUAAUCCAAACGAUAGAUCAUCAUCAGUGUACCGUGAUAGUGAACCUGCAUUACAAAAAUCAUGGAGAUAUAGUGAAAAUUCUAAAACGGAGAGAUCCCUUAGAGAUAGUGCACGGACGAAUAGUACGGUUUCAACGCUUGAUCUAUUCAAUACGGUAAUAAAAGAGGAUCAACCAAUACCUAGGGACCCCAGAAAAUCAACCCUGGGUCAAAGAGAUUCGGUAUUUGGGGGUAAUAAAGAAUCACCCAAGAAAACAAACUCAAGAGCCAAAUUUGCAUCUGAAAAUAAUAUGCUCCCGAUAUUGGAUGAACAAAGUCAUGAUUCAAAUUCUAGGACUAACAUGGCGAUGACAAUGUCAAGUUCUUCAUCUUCUGACGAACUAAUUCCCAUGCAGGAAAAUGGGAAAUUUAACUGGGUAUCUAAAUCGAAAGCAAAAAGAACGCCGAGUAAGAAACGACUAGUCCAAACACAACAUGAAUCCAACGUUGACGUUGGCCAGGCUGAUGAAGUAGAAGGACACGUACCUGAACAAAUAUGA